Brassica rapa (field mustard) is the source of this 957-nucleotide messenger RNA. Its product is annotated as peptidyl-prolyl cis-trans isomerase FKBP18, chloroplastic. The record is from RefSeq and is a predicted model, not a curated record. Gene Ontology annotation, molecular function: peptidyl-prolyl cis-trans isomerase activity. Gene Ontology annotation, cellular component: chloroplast thylakoid lumen. NCBI's taxonomy places the organism in Eukaryota, Viridiplantae, Streptophyta, Magnoliopsida, Brassicales, Brassicaceae.
CUCGAGUUUGGUUUUGUGGCAUCUCUCUCUCUCUCUCUCAAUGGCUACCAUUAGUAGCUUACACAUACGUGCAUCUGACCAUCACUCUCGUCUUCCUCGAAUCUCUGAGACAGAUCAGCCUCGACUCACAAAUCAAAUCGUUACUCUUCCGUCUCCUAUUUCCAGAAGAGACGCGAAUCUUGUACUCCUCGGCUCGCUUCCGUUGACGAGCUUCUUCGUUCUCCCGCCGAGUUCAUCGGAGGCGAGAGAGAGACGGAGCAGAAAAGCCAUCCCUAUCGAGGAGUAUUCGACUAGCCCUGAAGGGUUGAAGUACUAUGACAUUGAGGAAGGUAAAGGUCCAGUAGCCACAAUAGGAUCUACUGCUCAGGUGCAUUUUGAUUGCCGGUACAGAAGCAUCACUGCAAUCUCCACCAGAGAGUCAAAGCUUUUGGCUGGAAACCGUAGUAUUGCUCAGCCUUAUGAGUUCAAGGUCGGAUCUACGCCAGGGAAGGAAAGGAAACGAGAGUUUGUGGAUAAUCCAAACGGGUUGUUCUCGGCACAGGCUGCACCAAAGCCUCCUCCAGCAAUGUAUUACAUUACUGAAGGAAUGAAAGUCGGUGGCAAGAGAACUGUGAUAGUUCCUCCUGAAGCUGGUUAUGGUCAGAAAGGAAUGAACGAGAUACCGGUGAGAACCUACAAAUUGUAUAUGAGCCUGGAGCUACAUUUGAGUUAAACAUAGAGUUGCUUCAGGUGACUCCCCCAGUAGAGAAAGAGAAGUGAACAAGAUUGUUCAGUUAAGAGAAGCUUGAAGCUUUCACAACCAUAUGGUCCCAUCAUUUGUCUAAAGAUAAUUAGAGAAGAGAAAACUAGAGAGGAAAAAGAAUGUAAAUUUUCGACUCCGGUACACUAAAAGAACCGGUAUUAUUUGUUGGAACAGAUUAUGUUAAAAGUAGCUUUCUCUUACGUGGCAGUUUCUUA